Messenger RNA from Drosophila innubila, 1311 nucleotides. Its product is annotated as lipase 3. The transcript is spliced from 2 exons. Gene Ontology annotation, biological process: lipid metabolic process. The coding region runs from base 62 to 1261 and encodes 399 amino acids. The record is from RefSeq and is a predicted model, not a curated record. NCBI's taxonomy places the organism in Eukaryota, Metazoa, Arthropoda, Insecta, Diptera, Drosophilidae. Gene Ontology annotation, molecular function: hydrolase activity, acting on ester bonds.
AAGGAAUGCCAAUUUAUGUGCCCACAAUUAAAUUUUUGCGUUCAAUACGGUUGCUUUUUAAAUGUGGUUAUUUAGAUUUCUGGUAGCACAACUAUUUCUGGCUUUUAUAGCCAUGGCUUUGCCCUCCGAAGUCGACCGAAGUAGUUCAGUGACAACGGUGUCACUUGUAAAAAAGUUUGGCUACGCCAUUGAGGAACAUGAAGUGCAAACGUCUGAUGGAUAUCUUCUUACCAUGCAUCGCAUUCCCUAUUCCAAGCACACUGGGUAUGAUGGGAAGCGACCUGUAGUAUUCCUUAUGCACGGGCUGCUCUGCUCCUCAUCAGAUUGGGUUUUAAGUGGUCCAGAUAAUGGAUUGGCCUUUAUUUUUUCCGACGCUGGCUACGAUGUCUGGAUGGGAAAUGCUCGCGGCAAUACUUACUCCAGGAAACAUGCCUCCAAGUCACCGACGUUUCAGCCAUUCUGGAAUUUCGAAUGGCAUGACAUUGGCAUCUAUGAUUUACCCGCAAUGAUGGAUUACAUUUUGUACCUUACGGGCGAGCCAAAUUUGCAAUAUGUCGGUCACUCUCAGGGCACGACAUCAUUCUUUGUGCUCAAUUCAAUGAUCAAGAGGUUCAAAUCGCGAAUUCGCUCGGCCCAUUUGCUGGCCCCGGUUGCCUGGAUGGGACACAUGGAGAGUCCGCUGGCCAAGGUUGCAGGUCCACUUUUUGGACAGCCAAAUGCAUUAAUUGAGUUAUUCGGCAGCGCAGAAUUCCUGCCAAGUUCAAAAGCCAUGGAGUUAAUGGGCUCCGUUUUCUGCAGAGAUCAAGCUUUCUCACAAGUGAUGUGCACAAAUAUACUUUUCCUCAUGGGAGGUUGGGACUCCCCAUAUUUAAACACAACAUUGAUUCCCGAAGUUAUGGCCACAACUCCAGCCGGCUGUUCUGUUAAUCAAAUGUUCCACUAUCUGCAAGAAUAUAAUUCCGGUGAUUUCCGACAGUUCGAUUAUGGUGCGACGAGGAACAAAAAGGAGUAUGGAAAUAAGAAUCCCCCAAAUUAUGACGUGGAGGGAAUGGACGUUCCGGUAUAUUUAUACUACAGCGAUAAUGACUACUUUGCCAGUCUGAUUGAUGUCGAUUUGCUUCGGCGCACCAUGAAUCCAGCUUCCCUGAAACGGGCAUAUCGAAUGCCUGAAAAGAAGUGGAACCAUUUGGACUUCCUGUGGGGCUUGAAUAUCAAGGAAAUUCUAUAUGACACAGUUCUCGAAGACAUCAUAAAUGCUUAAUUCACAAUAAUAAAAAGAACACACGCUCUUAUGAUAAGUUUGGCCCCUAA